Pistacia vera is the source of this 636-nucleotide messenger RNA. RefSeq names its product 60S ribosomal protein L37-3. Lineage: Eukaryota; Viridiplantae; Streptophyta; Magnoliopsida; Sapindales; Anacardiaceae. Gene Ontology annotation, biological process: translation. Gene Ontology annotation, cellular component: cytosolic large ribosomal subunit; ribosome. The record is from RefSeq and is a predicted model, not a curated record. The transcript is spliced from 4 exons. The coding region runs from base 118 to 405 and encodes 95 amino acids. Gene Ontology annotation, molecular function: structural constituent of ribosome; RNA binding.
CCUCGUCACUCACAGUUCAACCCUAAAAAACCCUUAGGCCUCAUCAUAUAAACCUUCUGUCUGCGCCGCUUCUUGAACUCUAACAGAAGCCUUUCCCUCGCACUCGCUUCAGCUCCAAUGGGUAAGGGUACUGGGAGUUUCGGUAAGAGGAGGAACAAGACACACACUUUGUGUGUGAGAUGUGGCCGUCGGAGCUUUCAUCUUCAGAAGAGCCGUUGCUCCGCUUGUGCGUUCCCUGCUGCUCGCAAGAGAACGUAUAACUGGAGUGUGAAGGCUAUUCGAAGAAAGACCACUGGAACUGGUAGGAUGAGGUAUCUCCGCCAUGUUCCUCGCAGGUUCAAGAGUGGCUUCAGAGAAGGCACUCAAGCAGCCCCAAGGAACAAGGGAGCAGCAGCCUCUGCUUAAGCAGUUGAAGGGUAAUUUUGGGCGCAAUUUGGUACCUUAUAAUAGAUUUAGUUGGCUUUCAUGUGUUGGGACAAAUUUUAUGAGAACAUUGUUUGAAGGAUGUUAUUUACUUUUCCAUUUUUAGUUAACUUUUUUUUUUUUUUUUUUUUUACCAUGUAGCUUCAAUGAAUUUUUGGACGGAGAUGAACGAGAUUAUUGUUGUUUGACCCUUUUAAUUAUUUCAUGUUUACA